UUUUUAAUCUUGAAAACAUUUUCGUUGGAAUUUGCGAGUUUUUGUUAAAAAAAAUCGUGAAAAUGAAUGAAAAAUACUUUACAACACGACAAAAUCGCAAUGCAAUUGUGAAAAUCUUCAAAGCCACACCAAUAUCUGUGAAUUUCCAAGAAUUCGAAGUGCAGGAUCAACGACAAUUUCACGUUUGUGUCGAAAAAGCAAAUUCGCUGAAUUUAGUGCAAUUGCGCCUGAGUAGCAUCAGUGAUGAUUCCUGGAUGGCAAUUUCAACGGUAGACUGUGUAAUGUUUGAGAGAAUCAAGACAGAUCAGUCGCUUCAUGUGACGUACCAGGAAUUUGUGGAUCAUCUCAUAAAUAUCCUCGUUUCCUGCCGGAAAGGGGAAUUGUGUAUUUCACUGCAGAAGAGCGACAAUGUGACAUUUCUCCUGAACAUCUUUGAGCGAAGUUCCUUCAGGAAUUUAACUCACCUGUGUCUCCCAAUGGAGAAAGCGCCCCUUGAGACGGUGCUGUAUCACAUGAGUGAGAGAGCGGCUCAACUGCAGAACAACCUCUCGGGGCUUGGGAGUGAAAUCUCCGCGUUAAAGGAGGAAAUUUCCCGGAAGGAGGAACUCUGUGCGCGUCUUCAGGCAGAAGUGGCAAAAUUCCCGGAAAAGCUCGAGGAGCAGCGGAAGAAAACAUUGCAGGAGUCUUGUGCGGAAAUUGAGGACUUCAAGAGAGUCAUCAUGCAGCUGCAGAAGGAGAAGGUUUGCGAAGAGAAGCGAAUGCAGGAGAUUAAUUUGAGCAAUCUGGAGAAGAUGCAGCACAUGAAGGCUGAGAAUUCACGCCUCAAUCAAACACUCUCAGAGAAUUCCUCGAAGCUGGAAUCCUUGACAGCUGAAUUGGUGAAUCUCAAGGCUCACAAUCGUCGCCUUGUGGAGGAAAACACCCAACUCCACGAAGCAGCAAAUGAAGUGACCAACAAGACGCGCAAACAGGAUCUCAAUGCUCUGGAUCUCAAGCGACAGCUCAAGGAUCAACGAGAGAAAAUCUCCGUGUAUGAGAAACAAAUCUCCGAACUCACAGCAGAGCUGGAAGCUGAGAGAAGUCUCUGCAGGACAAAGAGGAAUUCCCUGGAAAUUGCCACAGAGGAGAAUAGCAAGGCCAAUUCCAUAAUCCUCAAGUUGAGGAAGAAGAAUGACACCCUGACGGAGAAAUUGUGCUCUGCCAGGGAAUUGGCUGGGCAGCAGGAGCGAAUUAUUGAGGAUAAAAGGAAGGAAAUUGAGAAAUUCAGUCAAAUUUUCCGGAAUAUUGAAGCAAAAAUGCAGGAAAACCGUGAAAAUGGAAAAGAUGUGGAGAAAACCUUGGCUGAUUUGCACGAUGCCGUGGAUGUAAUUGAGGAAAAGUACACCAGGAAGCUUGGAGAGCUCUCAAACAGACUUCCAGACAGCAACAACACACAGAGAAAUCAUCGAAUUUAAUAAAACAAACAUUUAAUCCUCA
Lutzomyia longipalpis is the source of this 1476-nucleotide messenger RNA. RefSeq names its product spindle assembly abnormal protein 6 homolog (gene Sas-6). The record is from RefSeq and is a predicted model, not a curated record. Gene Ontology annotation, biological process: centriole replication. The transcript is spliced from 3 exons. The coding region runs from base 63 to 1454 and encodes 463 amino acids. Lineage: Eukaryota; Metazoa; Arthropoda; Insecta; Diptera; Psychodidae. Gene Ontology annotation, cellular component: centriole; centrosome.